Molecule: messenger RNA, 2379 nt
Organism: Alternaria postmessia
Lineage: Eukaryota; Fungi; Ascomycota; Dothideomycetes; Pleosporales; Pleosporaceae
Exons: 3
Coding region: 1-2379 (792 amino acids)
Cellular component (GO): microtubule; membrane; cytoplasm
Molecular function (GO): GTP binding; microtubule binding; GTPase activity
Source: RefSeq, a predicted model, not a curated record
AUGUUUCUGCAGUCCAAAGAAACGCGAGAUCUACUAGACAUUGUUGACAGUCUUCGAUCCCAUGGAAUCAAUCGAUACAUUGACCUGCCCGAGAUUAUCGUGUGCGGCGAACAGUCUUCGGGCAAAAGCUCCGUCCUUGAAGCAGUUUCGGGUGUAAAGUUCCCAAGCAAAGACAACCUUUGUACUAGGUUCGCGACAGAGUUGAUCUUGCGGCGAGGCGCAGAUGCACCGAUCAAGAUCAGUAUUGUUCCGGACUCCCGAGAAAGAGACCGUUCAGAGAGAGACCUAGAGAAGCUACGGAACUUCCACUACUCUGUCUCGACAGAAGACUUGCAACUUGAAGCUGUUAUUGAAGCAGCCAAAGAUGCAAUGGGAAUUUCUGAGAGCAGCGACAAAGUUUUCAGCUCCGAUAUCCUUCGUUUAGAACUGUCAGGGCCCAAUCAACCACACCUUACGCUUGUGGACCUGCCAGGCUUAUUUCAAGCUGGUAGCCGCUCCCAGUCAGACGAAGACGCCAAGACAGUCAAGACACUUGUACUUUCCUACAUGAAGAAUCCACGCAGCAUCAUACUCGCCGUUGUAUCCGCCAAGAACGACUUCAAUAAUCAAUCGAUCACAAAACAUUCACGUGAGAUUGAUCCAACGGGCCGCCGUACCCUUGGGCUGAUCACAAAGCCGGACACGCUUUAUGAGGGAUCUGAUAGUGAGAGAUUUUACCUGGAGCUGGCGCAGAAUAAAGAAGUAAAGUUCCGUUUAGGUUGGCAUGUGCUUCGCAACAGGGACUUCACGACUAAGGACUCAACUACAGAAGAGCGCGACCGAAUUGAAGCAUCAUUCUUCGAAAAAGGGAUCUGGAGGUCACUUUCGGCUGAUCAAACCGGUAUCCACAGCCUAAAGCCAAGGCUGAGCAAGAUUCUCAAAGAUCAUAUUGUAGCGCAACUACCAGAUGUACUCGUGCAGAUCAAGGACGGCAUUCAAGAAUGUACGGCAAGAUUGAACACACUGGGUGCGCCAAGAGCCACUGCCCAAGAACAGCGACGGUACCUGCUCCAGGUUAGCCAGUCGUUCAGCACUCUUGUCAAAGCUGCUGUGGAUGGACAAUAUCUUGAUCCUUUCUUCGGUGACGCUUCCACAAAUGAAGGAUAUCAAAAGCGUCUACGAGCGGUUCUCCAGAAUACACUAACAGCGUUUGCAGCCGACAUGCGCAGGAAGGGCCAUACCUUUACAAUUCUGGACGAAGGCCCGACCGACCCACCUCAUCGAAUAUCUCGUAAGGACUACAUCUCGAAAGUCACUAAACUUCUGGAACGAAGCAGAGGUCGAGAGCUUCCCGGUACGUUCGACCCACUUAUCAUUGGGCACUUGUUCCACGAACAGCGAAAGCCUUGGGCAGGCCUUGUCAAUCAGUAUCUGGAUAUAGUCCUUCACGCUGUUCGCUUCCUUGCGCGCAAAGCUCUCGCGCACGUUUGUGACGAGGCCAGUCUCGCUGGCAUACUAAGGCGGUUUGUCUACGUCAGAUUGGAAAGGCUUACCUCUGAGCUUCGUGACAAAGUAGCGGAGCUACUGAAACCUCAUGAUUCUGGCCACCCAAUCACGUACAACCAUUACCUCACGGAGAGUGUACAGAAAGCACAGAGUGCACGUCGGACAAAAGAGAUCAAAAAGUCUUUAGAGGGACUUUUUGGCGAUAAUUUCGCUGCAGGUGGCGUUCAACUGUUCGAGAUGGACGUGGACGUCUUGAUCAAUGCCCUCGUUUCGAAGACUGAAGCUGACAUGAAUACUUACGCUAGCUCCACUGCUACAGAUUUCAUGGAGGCUUACUACAAAGUUGCGCAAAAGAAGAUCAUCGAUGACUUCAGUGUCCUUGCCGUCGAAGCGCGCCUCAUCCAAGAACUCCCCACCCUAUUUUCCCCGGCGGAUGUUAUUGAUAUAAACGAUGUCACAGUGGCCAAUCUGGCCUCCGAGAGCGAGGAAUCGUCAAGGGGGAGAACGCGUUGUAGCGAGAAGCUCAAGAUCCUAGAACACGGGCACAAAGCUCUCCAAGGUGUCCAGGUCAUCUCACCACUUCAAAAAGAUACCGAACGAAUCCCCACAGAGUACAGUAUAGAAUCAGACAAUGAGAAUGGAAGCUCGGAACCGGAACCGGAACCGGGACUAGAAGCGGAACCAGAGCCGGAACCAGAACCGGAACUAGAACCAGUAGAGAUCUUAUCUCAUCAUGAAGAAGAGCCUCCUUAUAUCAUUGAAGAGACUUCUGGUCCUGAUCAAGCCGCUACACCUGACGAUCAAUGGAAUUUCUCGGUCCCAGUUCCUGUUCCGAAAAAGAAGAAGAAAGCAUCAAAAAAGAUGCAUAGGUCAGUCGAGGUGCUAGCCGAAUAG